Chenopodium quinoa (quinoa) is the source of this 990-nucleotide messenger RNA. RefSeq lists its product as uncharacterized. Lineage: Eukaryota; Viridiplantae; Streptophyta; Magnoliopsida; Caryophyllales; Amaranthaceae. The transcript is spliced from 2 exons. The record is from RefSeq and is a predicted model, not a curated record. Bases 1 to 990 code for a protein of 329 amino acids.
AUGGUUGAUUCACAACUAGCUCAAUUGGCCGAGAGAGCCCCUUUCAACUCACCUUCUACUUUACCCAAACAAUCACAAACUAACCCUUCCAACAUUGUGAAACCCGACUAUUGCGAGGCAAUCACAUUGAGAUCGGGUACAUCCUUUGAGGGCCCCAAGAAGGGGGAUAGUGAGGAAAAGAAGGAAGGAGAAGAGAGUGUGGGUGAAGACAAGGAAGUUGAAGAAGAGAAGGUUUUUGAGAAAGAGAUAAGUAUGGAGAAGAAGAAGCUUAAACAUGAGAAUACAACUUCGACUCCCAGUGAAGCUAGGAAUCUUGAUGGGCCGGUUCCAUUUCCUGGUCGACUUGCGGAAAGGAAGUUGAAUGAUAAGUUUGCAAAGUUCCUUAGUGUGAUGAAAAAUUUGCACAUCAACCUACCUUUCAUCGAAGUUGUCACACAAAUACCUUCAUACUCCAAGUUCCUCAAGGAUAUUCUCACCAAUAAGAGGAAGCUUAAUGAUGAGCUCAUCACUCUUCCCCAUCAAGUGAGUGCACUUGUUCAACAUAAGAUGCCCAAGAAGCAAAAGGAUCCGGGAAGUUUCACUUUGCCAGUAAAGAUUGGGAAUAUGGAAGCUAGGGGCACCUUAGCCGAUCUUGGAGAAGAUUAUCCAAUAGCCGACCGUUCAGUGAAGUUGUCUUGUGGUGAACUGGAAGAUGUUCCUAUUCAAGUUGGGCAUAUUUAUGUGCCUUGUUACUUUGUAGUGAUGGAUAUGGAAGAAGAUGUUGAUACUCCUUUGAUUUUGGGUCGUGAAGCUCUUAAGACUUUGGGGGCGGUGAUCAAUUGCAAGAACAACACCAUUACAUGUGAGUUUGCCGAUGAAAAGAUUGUCUUUGAGUUUUCUAAGUUGCCUAAGACCCCCAUGGUUGAAAAAUGCUAUAGGGUUGAUGUUGUGAAUGAGGAGUUGGAUCGAUUGGGAAGGGUAAUGAUGAAGCCUUCAAGAUCCAAUGGUUGA